UCGUUCUUGUGGAUGGACCAGUCGCUGCUCUUUCAGAGACUCAAAAUCUAUUUGUAGAUCUUACUGUGGUAAACUACUCUCCCUGUAUCUCCAGCAAACAGAGCACUGUUUCAGCUGAAUCCAGAUGCGUAGCUGCCAACCUUAGACUCUUCAGAGUCCUAUUAUAUAGAUAAUUAAAUAACAGCAUGCUCAGGCGCUUUACAACAGUGACAUGGAAAAAAACUCUCAUGUCUGCUUCAUUCAGAUCUAAUUGGAACUUCUUUUUAUGCUUUCUACUCAAAUCCAUAGGUGCCAAAAUAUCUUGAAGUUUUUAUCCUUUCUAUAAACUUUGGUUUUUCAGGUAUCAAGGACCUUCCUAGAAUAGGAUCAGUUGAUAUAAUCCUCCAAUGUUUUUUGUAUAGUCAUUUUUAACUAGGCCUUGUUCUCGUUAUACAGGGCAGUGUUUUUUAUUUGUUUUUUAUUUGAUAAUGAAAAAGGGAUCCUUGCUGUCUAUUACCGCAUUUACAUUUACAUCUUGGAAAUAGACUGUUGCAACGUCCCAGUGGUGUCCCAGUACAAUGAAGCGAGGAGAGAAGCCAGCACAGCAAGUAGUUUAAAACCCCGAGAGAUGUCAUGUGAACGCUUUGCUUCCUAUUUCUUCAUAUGCCUUUAUGGAAAGGAGCCAUGUUAAAACAAGGAGACCAAGAAAAAUAGGUGACAGUGUAUGAUCCAGGCCAAGUGCUGACUGACACUCUCCCCCCCUGAAAAUCACACCUAACAAUUCUGGUGUCAGAUCGUGGGAUUCGCACUGGGCUCCUCAGGCCUCUCUGUUCGGCAUGUGUGAGAUUGUGCCUUUGGGACCUACAAUCUGCUUUUAAUUUAACCAGAUCUUCCUCUACCCUCCUAUGAAAGCUUUCCAACGCUUCCCCUCUGAAAUGGAUGGGGUAAAAUUUGGAUUUAUUCUUAAAUCCUGUAUGACUACUAUGUUCAUGGGCUGGUGGGAGCUGCCUGUCCCACGUCUUUGCAGAUGGUAAUCCUUACGGGGAGAAGAUAGUAGGAUAUAAGCGCUAUAUAGAUGACCUGCUGUUCAUAUGGAUGGGCAGCGGGGAAUCUAGCAAACAGUUUGUGUCAUACCUUAAUAGCAACAAAGUGGGCCUGUCCUUCACUUCUUGUUUUGACAUAAACCAGGUGGAUUACCUGGAUAUAAUAUUAAUUGGUGAUGUCAUUGCCAGUGGGGUAAAGACUAAACUCUACACGAAGCCCAUCUCAGCUAACUCUUUAAUCCAUGCAAGAAGUAGCCAUCCACACCAUCUGCAUUAUGGUGUGGCAAAAGGUCAACUAAUCAGAGCAAAACGUAACUGUACUGAAGACUCUGAUUACGUGACCGAAAGCACAAAAUUGGUCCAGAAACUGAGAGAGAGGUGCUAUCCGGAGGGCCCAAUUAAUAGAGCUUUGAAGGAAGUUAAUGGCAUACCGAGAGAUAUGCUGUUAAAGCCAAAACCCCCUAAACAAAAAGAUAAAAGUGAAAUCACAUUUGUAACAACCUACACCAGUCAGUUUAAUGAAAUCUGCAAUAUUAUCAAAAAGAAUUUUCGGACACUGAGAGGUGAUGAUGUACUGAAAAAUGUGGUCGAUAGGGGGUGUAGAUUUGUCUCAAGAAGGAACAUCACCAUUGGCAACAUGAUAUCGCCCAGUAUGUUGAAAAAAACAAAGAGGGAGAGUAGCUGGCUAAGUUGUAAAGGGCACUAUAGAUGUGGUACAGGGAGCUGUACAGCCUGUAAAUAUACAACAGUCAGUAAGGUAUUUCAAUCCUCACAGACGCAUAAGGUUUAUGAAUGUCAAAAAUGUACAAACUGUAGAACCGAAUAUGCAGUGUAUUUGGUGACAUGCCAGCAGUGCAGAUUACAAUACGUGGGGUGCACCUCUAGGGAGGUACGAGCGAGAAUUAGGGAGCACCUUAACGAUAUUGAUAAAGAGAGGACCCCCACUGGAGUGUCCAAACAUUUUUUGAGUGUCCAUCAGGGGGAUGUUAGUGCCCUCAAAUGGAUCGUAAUAGAUGUGAUAGACAAACAACCCAGAGGAGGUAAUAGGACAAAUGAAUUGUUCCGUAGAGAGGCAUACUGGAUUUUCACUUUAAGUACACGCAGACCAGUAGGUCUUAACAUCAAGGAUGAUGUAAUAAAUUUCUGGGAAUAAUCAUAUUGGACAUGGGGCCAGGUGCAUACCUGACUACAGCAUGAUAACUAUCAUAAGUGAAGCAAUGAUACACACUUUGAUAAGUGGUGGGUUGCUUCUGGCUCCAUGACCAAAUAAAACAUGAAUAAUUUUGUAUGAGAAAUUGAACUAAAUUGUUAUCCAUUCACACUUAAGAAAAUAUUUAGCUAAUUUAAGUGUUAACGAGUACCUUAACAAUCGCUAAUAUUCGAGACAAAACUGUGAGUAGGCAAAGCAACCAAAUUAAAUUUGCACAAAUAAAUCAAGGUGCUGCUCAAUAAAUAGAGUGGUUUCUAUAGCCUAAUACACAGUAUUUGUCCCGAAGCUUGUAAAUAAUGAUUGCAUCACGCAGCUUUCUGGAUGCAAGAGUCAUCAGAUGAAAUAGUGUGCAAAGAGUUAACGUACAACUGAGAUAUUCAGCUGUUGAUUAGACAAGACCUGGAAGGGGAGUGUAUCUAGAGGUGUGUUGGGGGAGACUUAUCGUAACCAAUGAGAGACAAGCAAGAGGGAGGAGAAUGAAAAUUCACAGUAGCAGGCAACCAAUGAGAUUGUGAGGGGGCAUUUAAAGCCCCACAGGAAGAUUGAGCAAAUAUAGUCUAUGAAUAAGGCAUAAGAGCCGAAACGCGUCAGACUGGCCUAAUUCUGUGAUGAUUCGUUUCUAUUUAAAGUUUACUGCACGUUAGCAACAAUAAUUUUAAUUGUUUGAAUAAAGCUUUCACAUUUUUACCCAAGCGACAA
Molecule: messenger RNA, 2931 nt
Organism: Bombina bombina (fire-bellied toad)
Lineage: Eukaryota; Metazoa; Chordata; Amphibia; Anura; Bombinatoridae
Exons: 4
Coding region: 1075-2175 (366 amino acids)
Source: RefSeq, a predicted model, not a curated record